CCGCCAGUCGUUGUCCACUUACAGAUCCAUCAUCCUCUCCAGAUAAAACCCAUAAAUCGCACUUCGAAAAAAAUCGCGUCAAGUUGUCUAAAUUUAAACCCAAGUGAGCGUAACAAAACUUCAGUUGUGUUUUACGAAUCGUCAACGAACGACUAUGUUCUCGCUCUAAGUCCCUCAAAAAAUGUUCAAUUUCUUCCGUCGCUCCAAGAAAGAAACCGAUCGCACCAAGUACAAAGACGCAGACGCAUCUCCUACAUUAGAUAUGUGUAAAAAUAAUAAAGUCGAGGAUAUCGUCGUGCCCACGACGUCGGAAAUCGGGCUACGUAAAAUUCCAACGAAUGCAGUGAUUAGUGACGAAAAAAACGACUCGAACGAAACAAUGUGCGAAAACACUGCUCCCGUUUCGUACGCCAACAUUGUGAAAAAACCGGAAAGGGAGUCCAGAGGGGUGAGUGUGAAGCCGUGCGGGCACGGGACCACAGCGAUAAGCCCAAGUGUGCCCAUUCUGACCGGGAAAAGGGACACCAACACUCCGCCCUCAAGCCCUAAACUCGAACUGAAGAAAACCACCAAAGCGGAAGUACCAGACUCCAGUGAUAAUUUAGUGAAUGGAAACGAUAGUGAGAAGAAAAAUCUAAUAAACCAAGAAGCGAAGUUUCAAAGUCAACUCAACGAUUUAUCCAAACAACUAUCAAUCCGAGAUGCAGAAGCAACCAAACUCCGUUUCCAGAUGGAAGAACUCCAGCGAGAUGUUUUUGCCAAAUCUGCCGGAAUGGAUCGACUCGAAACUGAAUUACAAGCCGCACACAAGGAAUGUGAGCUUUUGCGUCAAAGAAUCCGUUAUCUCGAGAAUGAUCUUGAAAGUUACAAAAAAAGAAACAACGAAUUACUGACCGAACUGACUGAAAAAUCGGAAUUCGUCACCAAAUACGAAAAUGACACCAAAGCAAAAAUCGAGGAACUUGAAAGCACAAUCAAGGAACUCGAAGUGAAAAUCACGACUUUAGAAAACGAGCUGGACACACUGAAAAAGGAGAAGGAAAAACUGGAAGAACAACGCACUGUUAUCCUCGCUGAACGCGACGCCGAGAAGCAAAAAGUUGACGAGAUCCUUGAACAAGCAACAGCCCAGAAACAAGAAAUUGAGAAGAAGUGGAAGCAAGAUUUUGAGAAAUUACGCACAAUUAACAUAAUGAAGGAGCAACAACUCCUCGAUGAUUUCGAAUGGAAGCUUCGUGAAGUGCAACAAACUUGUAAAAAACGCCUCGAUGAUAAAGACAAGAGUAUCGAAGAGCGGCUCCAAGAGGCGUACAAGGAAGCAGAACGCAAGAUGCAAGAGGCCGAGAAAAUGAUGCAGCAAGUAGAAGCGAUGAAAUCGUACGAAAUUGAGAUUGAGAAAUUGAGAGGGUUGACUGAGGACCAGGAAAAUGCAAUCAAGGAGAUGAUGGAGCAACAGGAGCAAAUGAAACAGGCGGAGAAUAAUUUGAAAAAUGAGACGAAACGACUCAGGAAUUUGAUUGAGUUGGAGAAGGAGAAUCUCCAACACAUCCAAUUAAAACACCACCAAGAGAUUUUAGACAAGGAACGGGCUUUGCAGCAAACUUUGCACCAGAAACGGACUGAGAUUGCGAUGUAUUGGGAGGAACGGCUGUUACGAGAGUGUGGCCGUUUGAAAUCCGAACUUGAACAAAUCCAUAACGAGGAAAAACACUACGCUAUGGAGACCAUCAGAAGGGAUAAAGACGAAGAGUUUCAGAAAGCACAAGCAGAGUGGGAUAAAAAAUUAAAAGAGUGUCUCAAAGAGAUAGCCAAUUUAAAACGCGCCCUAGUUCAAAAAGAUGAGUUCUACCGGCAGGAGAUGAUCCGAACUCAGACCAACACUGACCGCGAUAUUAUGGAACUGAGACGUUUGAUGGACAAAAUCGACAUGAGUCACCACGAUCGCUUCGAAAAACUGGUCCAAGAGCAUGAAGCUGAGUUAGAACGCGUGAGCGAGGAAACUGAACAGAAAAUCAAAGAGAUUGAGGAUUGUUGGCAGAAUAAGGUCGCUUCACUUAGCAAUACUUUGGAAGUGGUCAAGGAGCAGAUGGAGAAGGAGUCGCAACAAAAAAUCGAGUCGCUAAUCGAACAACACCGAUCCGAACUAGACUCUCAGUGGGAGAAUCUCAUUAGUCAAAAAAGCGAGGCUGUGAAACUAGUUGAAGAUGAAUACGUCACGAAAUACAAAACUUUGGAGGAACGGUUUACCACGCAACAGAAAUCGCACGAAGCGAGGGAAGUUGAGUUACUGAAGGCGAUUGAUAGUUUAAAGAACGAACUGGGGAGUAAAGAAUCGGCGCUCGAUGACUUACAAAGUAACGUGGAUACGUUAGAAGGUGGUAUUCAAGUGUUAAAUAACGAGAUAGCGCAGCAAAACGACCAGAUCUUUAAAACCAAGAAAGAGACGGAUCAAAAAAUAAGAGGUCUUCAAGAAACCAUCUCCAAGCUCCACGAGCAACAGGAGAAGGAACGCGAAGCGUUCCGACUCAAACUGAUGGCAAACCAGAAGCAGGCCCAAGAAACCAUCGACCAUUUACAAAGAAAAUGCCAAUGUCUCACAAAAUUGUUCGAAGAAGUCAGACUUCGCUACGAAAGAAGGGAGUCCCGACAGGAAGAUUUGAACAUAAUCUCUGAUUUGCGCCAAGUUAUUGCCGAACAGGAGAAGGAUUUAGCUUGUCUGAAUGAGGAAAAACGGUAUUUUCAAAUGCGUUUGAUCAGCUUGGAGAAGCGAUUGGAGGAGAAUGGAUCAGGGGACGAGGACGCGUUUGAAGAUGCCGAACAGCCCAAGAACGAACCCCCGAGCUACCCGCCCCCGGCCUACCCCAACUUUCCGCCGCCCCCGCCGUUUUCCAUACCGCCCACAAUACCAGAAUGUGAUGAAUGAUUUCGUACGUUGCUAUUUUUAAUUAUUUGUAUCAUAACUUAUUGUAUAUAAAAGGAAUAAAAAAUACUUUACUCGUCA
Messenger RNA from Tribolium castaneum (red flour beetle), 3001 nucleotides. RefSeq lists its product as uncharacterized. The record is from RefSeq and is a predicted model, not a curated record. The transcript is spliced from 8 exons. Lineage: Eukaryota; Metazoa; Arthropoda; Insecta; Coleoptera; Tenebrionidae. Bases 182 to 2923 code for a protein of 913 amino acids.